Molecule: messenger RNA, 1866 nt
Organism: Symbiodinium necroappetens
Lineage: Eukaryota; Dinophyceae; Suessiales; Symbiodiniaceae
Source: the annotation of a GenBank genome assembly
AUGCGUACGACCACAGGCCUUGUCGCUGUCGCCCUGUUGCUGAUCCCCGGCAUCGCGAUCGGCGGCGAUCUGAACCCACCCCCGGGGCCGGUACGUCCCACGAUGCAGCCGCUCAGCGCGCUCGAGCCGCGCCGCUGCGUGAACGAUCUCCCGGGCGACGAGGCGGCCGCGGUGAUCAUCACCGAGCCCGGCAACUACUUCCUCCGCGCGGACAUCCAGGCGCUGGAGGGCCAGACCGGCAUCCGCAUCGAGACGGCCGGCACGGUGAACAUCGAUCUGGAAGGGUGCUGCGUCCUCCCGCCCUGGCCCCCGCAGACGAGCGUGAACGCGAUCAGCUUCGUGCCGACGGACCUCACGGUGCAGAGCACGCUCAUCCUGACGAGCACGGGCGGGAACCCGGGGAUGAUCGCCGGCUGGGGCGCCGACGGGAUCUACACCGAGGGCGUCGCCGCGUGCGUCUGCACGCACCUGGUAUUCAACAACAACGGCGGGAGCGGCGCGAUGCACGUUGACGCGACGCGUGUCGCGCACCGGAACACCUCGGCGAGCGGCAACAUGGGCGACGGCGUCCGCGUCCGCGAGCGCGGGAGCGGGCUGGCGACCGGCCGGCGCCAGCACCUGUUCUCGGGCUGCUCGUCCUCCGGCAACGGCGGGAGCGGGUUCAGCGUGGACUGCCCGCGCGGCGACUUCGGCGUCGAUUUCGUCAAUUCGCACGCGAACGAGAACGGCGGCGUCGGGUUCGGCGUCGUCGUCAACAGCCAGAUCCCCGGCCACAACGGCGGCGACCAGGGCGUGUGCCACUUCGGGCACUGCUUCGCCGUUUCCAACACCGGCAACGGGAUGGACGUCGAUCUCCCCGUGUCCAACCAGACGGCGAUCGCGGUCGAGAGCUCCGCCUGCAUCGGCAACGGGGGCGACGGCUUCCGCGCCCGCGGCGCCCAGGCCGGCGGGCGCCACCGGGGCCACGUCACCAUCCUCAAGCUGAGCGAUUUCAAGAGCAACGGCGGGAGCGGCGCGAACAGCGACAAUCCCCUCCACAGCGCCGGCUGCUCGUUCGCGGAGAACGGCCUGUACGGCUCGACGGUCAACGGCCCCGACGCGACCGAACUCAUCGCGCGCGAUGUGGACAGCGUCUUCUUCCGGAACGGGCUCGGCGGGACGCUCGUCGACCACGGGCGCUACUCCUGCACCCGGAGCCAGUACUCCGACAACGGCGGCUCGGGCAUCAGCAAUCUGCAGGGGUGCGUCAUCCUCGACCGCUGCGAGAUCACCGAGAGCACGCUCUGCGGCGUCGAGGUCACCGACGGCACGCUGAACAUGACGUCCUGCGUCCUCCGGCGCAACGACGAGGCCGCGUGCAAGACGCGCCGCGGCUCCUGCGUCAUGUCCGACACCGUCUGCGAGUUCAACGGCAUGGGCGCGAUCUUCGAGGACUGCACGACCGUGACGAUGUCGCGCUGCGUCUUCAACGACAACAACGGCGUCGGCGUGCAGAACAGAUCCCUCGUCGGACCGACGCGAUUCGUGAUCUGCGAGUGCGUGUGCAGCCGCAACGGCACCAACGGCUUCGACUUGCGAGACGUCGACGGCGGCACCUUCGAUCGCUGUGUCGCGAGCGGCAACGGCGGGAACGGCUUCGAGUUCGGCCAGAAGGCCGACCGGUGCCACAUCGCGAAAUGCACGUCGUCCUCGAACGGCGGCGUCGGCUUCAAUAUCAUCGGAACCGGCAACCUGAUCGUCGGCAACCGCGCCACGGGCGGGGCGGUCGGCGGCUACAACAUCGGCCCGGGCAACGUGCGGGGCCCGAUCCUGACCGCCGCGGGCGUGCUCACGAACACGAACCCGGACGCGAACAUCGAGUACUGA